AAUAAUGGGAAAUAUUAGUAAUGUUAUAAAUGGGCUUAAGCCUGCAAUUGGGAUGAUAAUUGUUCAAGUUGCUUAUGCUGGUCUUAGUGUUUUAUACAAAUUGGUUGUAGAAGAUGGUAUGAACAUGAGUGUCCUCAUUGCCUAUAGAACCCUAUUUGCAACAUCUUUUGUUGUUCCUCUUGCAUUCUUCAUGGAAAGGAAGAGCAAGCCAAAAAUUACACCAGAUGUUCUCUUCCAAUCAUUCCUUUGUGGAUUAUUUGGGGUAACUUUACAACAAAAUCUGUAUGUGAGGGCAGUGGCAUUUGCAUCAGCAACAUAUGCUUCAACCAUGACCAACCUUAUUCCUGGUGUGACCUUCAUCCUAGCCCUCUGUUUUGGAUUAGAAAGGUUGAAGAUUAGAACAUUAACAGGGAAGGCUAAGGUUAUUGGCACUCUAAUGGGGAUUGGUGGAGUCAUGAUCAUCACAUUCUAUAAGACCAAAGAGAUUCACAUUUGGCCUACACAUCAUGUCAAUAUGAUCAAGCACAACCAAUCACACAUUUCUCCUACUAAUCAAGUUUUGGGCUCUGCUUUUGGUUUUGGAAAUUGUUUAUGCUAUUCUAUGUGGUUGAUCCUUCAGGCUAAGAUGAGUGAAAAAUUCCCCUGGCAAUAUUCAAGUGCAGCAUUGGUGUCAGCAAUGGCAUGUAUUCAAGUAAUCAUAUUUGCACUUUGCAUGGAAAGAAAUUGGAAUCAAUGGAAGCUUGGUUGGAAUAUCAAACUCCUCAGUGUAGCUUAUACGGGAAUAGUGGCAUCUGGAAUAGCUUUGGUUCUGAUUUCAUGGUGUGUGAGAUUAAGAGGUCCACUUUAUGCUUCUACUUUCAACCCUCUUUCUCUUGUCAUAGUUACCAUUGCAGCCUCUUUAAUUUUGGAUGAAAGACUCUAUGUGGGAAGCAUAAUAGGCUCAAUAUUAGUAGUGUUGGGGCUAUACACUGUCUUGUGGGGUAAAGGCAAAGAAUAUGAGAACAUGGCAAAGGAGAAGCUUACAAAAGUAGUCUCAACCAAUGGCCAAACAUUGAAGAUUAUUAUCACAACAAAUAAUCAUAGUGAUAAUAAUAUUAAUAAUAAUGGAAUUGACAUGAAGUUAUCAAGAGAAGGACAACAACAAAAUGGAGUUAAAGAUUGUUCAAGUAACAAAGGAAAUGAAGGAAAGGUAACCCCAUUGAACAAUGAGGACUCAAAACCUAGUACCUAG
Messenger RNA from Arachis duranensis, 1231 nucleotides. Its product is annotated as WAT1-related protein At1g68170. NCBI's taxonomy places the organism in Eukaryota, Viridiplantae, Streptophyta, Magnoliopsida, Fabales, Fabaceae. The record is from RefSeq and is a predicted model, not a curated record. Gene Ontology annotation, cellular component: plasma membrane. The coding region runs from base 5 to 1231 and encodes 408 amino acids. Gene Ontology annotation, molecular function: transmembrane transporter activity. The transcript has 7 exons.